AUGGCCAAAAAGACGACAAAAAAAGAACAUAAGAAAGCAACAAGAAGUCAUAACAAGAGGAUACAUAAAGCACUUGAUUCAGAAAAUAAUACUGAAGAUCUAAAUAGUCAACUCAAAAAACUGAAUCUAUGCACAAAGGACAUUACAGGUGACGGCAAUUGUCUGUUUAGCAAGUCCAAUAUAGCUAAAUACAAAAGAGCAUUAUCAGAUCAAUAUUAUGGAAGAGAUUCCAAACAUAAAGUGAUUAGACAGGAAAUAUGCCGGUACCUGAAAGAGAAUGAAGAGAUCUACAAGUUUUUUGUCGAGGAUGAUCAAUCUUUUGAUAGUCAUUUGAAUAAUAUGCAACAAGACGGCACGUUUGGGGGGAAUAUGGAGUUGGCUGCUUUUGCCAAGUUGUAUAAAGUAGACAUCAAAGUAUAUCAACCUGGCUUAAUAGUAUGGUUUAUUCAUCUAAGUAUUAUUAGAUAUGUCAUAAAGGGGGUGGAUGAAGGAGAAGAAGAAGAAGAAGAGGAAGAGUCAAAGCAAGUGUUGCAUAUAGCGUAUCAUGAUUGGGAGCACUAUAGCUCGGUACGUAAUGUAGAUGGACCAUUUACGGGUCCACCUGAGAUUAAAGAAGAACGUGUUCAAAAAGAACAAGACGAUGAAGGAAAAGAAGAAGACGUGCUUGACUCAAAGGAAAAAGUUAUAUUAAAUGCUUGUCCGAAUGUGUCUACCUAUAUGAUACGAAGAAUGCUAAAGAAGUAUAAGGGGGAUACGGACAAAGUGAUUGAUAGAUUUUAUGAAUUAAGAGUGACUGAAGAAGACAAAGAUAUUCAUUUGAAAGAGAGGCUUGAAAUCGAUAACGAUGGUAAUGUUGAACGUUUACCGCUACCAGAGCAAGGAGAAGAGGAAGGCGAGGAAAAAGACAUAAAAGAAAAACACAUAAAAGAAAAAGAUAAGGAAGAAAUAGAGAAAGGCAAGGAAGAGCCAAAAAAAGAAAAAGACAAGGAAGCAGAUAAAGAAACAACUGAAAAGGAAAAACCAAAGAAGAUAUCAGCGAGUGAGCGUAAAAAGGAAGCGAAAAGAAGACAAAAGGAAGCAAAACUCAUGAAAGAGCGUGCCAAGGCAGCACGUCGAGUACAACGAGAAAAAGAAGAAGAGAAAUCAACGAAUGAGCCACAAACGAUGAAAGAGUUGUGCAUUUAA
Rhizopus microsporus ATCC 52813 is the source of this 1185-nucleotide messenger RNA. Its product is annotated as cysteine proteinase. The transcript is spliced from 4 exons. Gene Ontology annotation, biological process: protein deubiquitination. Lineage: Eukaryota; Fungi; Mucoromycota; Mucoromycetes; Mucorales; Rhizopodaceae. Gene Ontology annotation, molecular function: cysteine-type deubiquitinase activity. The record is from RefSeq and is a predicted model, not a curated record. The coding region runs from base 1 to 1185 and encodes 394 amino acids.